UACUACUAUCCGUUUUCAUUAAAAAACUGCACACCCCAAUCCGAGAUUUAUUUAUCGACAACUAUAUUUAAGUCACAGGGAAUCAAUCUAAGCCUUCAACUCACUAUGACGAAUCAAUUUCAAGAAGUUAUGGACAUCCCGCGGGAUUUUGUUAAGGAUGGCACUCAGUUUGUCAACCGUUGUACAAAGCCUGACUUUGAAGAGUUUAUCAAGAUUUCACAGGCAGUUGGCAUAGGAUUUCUUGUGAUGGGAGCCGUAGGAUACUUGGUGAAACUCAUCCAUAUCCCGGUGAACAAUAUUCUCGUAGGAGGAGCAUGA
Molecule: messenger RNA, 318 nt
Organism: Blumeria graminis f. sp. triticale
Lineage: Eukaryota; Fungi; Ascomycota; Leotiomycetes; Helotiales; Erysiphaceae
Source: the annotation of a GenBank genome assembly